AUGGCUGGGGCUACGAGGCGCUGGUUUCGGCGUAAUCGCAAGACCCUCGCGAUCGGGACAGGCAUUAUCGGCGUCGGUUACCUCGCAGGACAGUAUGUGCUGUCCAAGAUCUCAGAAGCUCGUGAGCGGAUGAGCAGCGAUCGUAUUGCCCGUGAAAAUCUACGCCGACGCUUUGAACAGAAUCAGACCGACUGCACUUAUACCGUCCUGGCACUCUUACCAACCGCCGCAGAAGAUAUUCUCGAAGCACUGCCGGUGGAGGAAUUGACAAAGGAGCUACAGAAGAAACGUGCGGAGAGGCUAGCUCGGCUCAAUGCUGAGGGGACGGUCACGGGCUCGGACAUGAGCUCCUUAGCACCCAGUCUGCCGGAUGAUGACCGAAGAAGUCUGUCUAGCUUUCAGAGUGAUGGCUUUCUGCGUACAAGCCAGCUGGGCGAAUCGGUGAUGGAGGGGGAUGCUCCCCCACAACCGAAGCGGAACAAGACACAGCUUUGGAAUGAGGUCAAGAUCACCUCAAUUACCCGGGCGUUUACCCUCCUUUAUACCCUCUCCUUGCUGACCACCUUUACUCGAAUUCAACUGAACCUUCUCGGCCGGCGAAACUACCUCUCGAGUGUGAUUUCUCUCGCUACGCCACCCGCCGACUCCUCAACUAUUCGGUUGGAGGACCAUGAUGAUGAUGAUCUCACACAGACACUGGGCAACGACUUUGAGACCAACCGACGGUAUCUCGCCUUUAGCUGGUGGCUACUGCAUCGGGGCUGGAAGCAGCUGAUGGAAGAAGUGCAAGCCGCUGUUGUGGAGGUUUUUGGUCCUCUCAACCCCCGGGAUGAUAUUUCUUUUGAAAAGCUAUCGGAGUUGACCCUGCAAGUUCGGAAGAAGCUCGAGGGCAAUACGGAGGAAGACAGAAAGUAUGCUCCUUUUUGUUUUGUCGAAGAUCAUCUAUUGGAGGAAUCUGGAGUUCUUGGGGUUACCGAACCAUCAACUCCUCAGACAACUGCGACACUGCGACAUCUCCUAGACGAGACCGCCGAUCUUAUCGAUUCUCCGACCUUUACCCGUGUUCAGAUGCUCCUGAAUAAUGAGUGCUUUGAGACUCUGAUUCAGCAAUGCAAGCUGGAUGCAUUCAAGUCCACCGGGCCUGUGACUGCUCCCCAGUCGUUUACAUCUGUCGCCACCGUCGUUCCGGCCACGGCGAGUUCCACGCCCAAGACAAAACUGGCGAAUGUUCUGGCUGUGCUAGCCCGACAGGCGCAUGUGAUUGGCAAUGGAACCUCGCCCCCCAACCUGUACCUGACGGCAAUGGAUCAAGGCGUUCGGGAGCUGGAGGCGUUUGCGGCUGUGGUGUCCCUCGAGCUGCCUCUCCUCACCCACACCACUGAACGCAAGCUCAUGGCCAAGAUUGACAUGCGCCUGGUCCCUUGCCUCUGUGUUAUGUACCUGCUUGCCUUUUUGGACCGGGUGAACAUCAGUAAUGCGGCGGUCUUGGGCCUGACGAAAGAACUCGGCAUCGAACAGGGAACCAAGUAUAACACGGCUCUGACUAUCUUCUUUGUUCCCUACGUGCUCUUCGAGAUCCCUUCCAACAUCUUGUUGAAAAAGUUGAGGCCCAAUGUUUGGUGUAUGAACUGCUUUUCUGAGUUGGGGUUUUUGUGCGAGAGAAGGGGUUGGCGAAUGUGCGAGACCGGCAUGUUUCCUGGAUGCUUCUAUCUCAUAGGAAUGUGGUAUAAGCGCACCGAAGCCCAGAAGCGGUUCAGUUUCUUCUUCAGCUCUACAACCCUGGCUGGUGCUUUCGGUGGUCUGCUUGCUAGUGGCCUCGGAAAGAUGAGUGGAAUCCGUGGUUAUGCUGGAUGGAGAUGGGUUUUCAUUAUCGAAGGGCUUCUCACAUGCGUGGUUGCGAUUUUCUUGUUCUUCAUCAUCCCUGGUUUCCCCGAAGAGGUAAAUUGGCUCACUGAAGAAGAGCGUGAUUACGUGCGAGCCAAAUUGGCUAUGGAUACAGGCAAGGCUGGCGAAGAGACUCACAUGGGCUGGCGCGAGGUCCUGGAUGUCUUUAAGGACUAUUCUCAUUGGCGGUCUCAUGUACUUUGGACAAAUCGUCGCGGCUUAUGGAUAUGCCUACUUUGCACCGACAAUUAUCCAAACCUAUGGAUACGGAGGUGCGUAUCUUCUCUGUCCUUGCGCCCCAUUCUUUCAAUCCAAACUCAACUGUACUCGAUUCCUCCCUGGGCAUCCGCAUUCGGCUUCUCCAUGGUCAUUGCUUGGCUCUCCGACCGGUUUAAGCACCGCCUGGCUUUCGCUCUCAUCCCGAUGCUGAUUUCCAUGGCGGGAUUCGGAAUUCUUCUGAACGUACACGGAAUCGAGAAUCGCGGCGUCCAAUAUGGGGCUUUAUUCCUCGUCACAGCCGGGUGUUAUAGCGCAAUGCCCGUCGUCGUCUGCUGGUUCACCAUGAAUUUGGGCGGUCAUCGCCGACGCAGCGUGGGAACUGCCUGGCAGGUUGGAUUCGGCAACAUUGGUGGAAUUGUCGCCACCUAUUCCUUCCUCGCGAAAGACAAGCCCAACUACACUCCCGGCAAGAGCAUCAGCGUGUCCUUCCUCGCCUUCUCAUGCGCCUGCUGCAUUGUCUAUUCCGUGUGCUGUUGGUACGAGAACCGGCGCCGAGAUCGGAUCAUGGCGAGUGGUGACACAUCCUAUCUCCAUGAGGACCAGGAGGUGUUAGGCGACAUGGCGACAACCUACCGCUAUUCGUACUAA
Molecule: messenger RNA, 2751 nt
Organism: Aspergillus ochraceoroseus IBT 24754
Lineage: Eukaryota; Fungi; Ascomycota; Eurotiomycetes; Eurotiales; Aspergillaceae
Product: MFS transporter
Exons: 12
Coding region: 1-2751 (916 amino acids)
Biological process (GO): peroxisome organization; transmembrane transport
Cellular component (GO): peroxisomal membrane; plasma membrane
Molecular function (GO): transmembrane transporter activity
Source: RefSeq, a predicted model, not a curated record